GUCAUUUACAUUUUAAAGCUGCUUAGAGAAAGAGAUAGCUUAAUUUAUGGAAACGAAAAAAAGAGACAGUAUUUUCAUUGAAUGAAAGGGUAAUCAAUCAAUCACAACACCAAUUUUUCUGAAUUAUUAUUUAUUGUGAAGUGCAUUAUUGUCCAUUAAAAAUUAGAAAAUACAUGAAAAUGAAUACUAUAACAAGUGAAUUGAGUAUGCACGAUUUGAAUGUGAGAUUUUUUGAGAUAAUGCAGAAUGAAAAUAAUGCGGAAGCUGCAGCAAAUUAUAUCUACGAAGCUGUUUGCGACGAUGUGACCCUAGGAUUUGCUUUUGAGUUCCACCAUGGGCUGAAGACGGGCUUGACUGAAUUGAUGGAAGGUGAGAAAGAAGAAGAAGAGCCUUACAAAAUAGUGAGCACACCAGAAUGUGACGUUUUUGGUUUCUCAAUGAUGAAGAAAACACCUGAUUCAAAUUGUUCCUGUCCAAAUUGCGAGAGGCCUGUUUCGGCUACAAGAUUUGCUCCUCAUCUAGAAAAAUGCAUGGGUAUGGGUCGCAACAGCUCACGCAUAGCUUCCCGUCGUAUCGCCUCAAACAGCCGCGAGCCCACCUCAUAUGCGGGACUACUCAGUGACGAUGAAGAUGAUGUUGACUGGUCCGGGGGCUCAAUGCAGAAUGAGCGGCGGAAACGCAGGAUUAAGAAUAACAACAAUAGAAAACCUAGUAAAGUGCAUAAGCACAACAACGGGACGCAGAACUCGGACUCGAACGACGGUGCCACAUACGAAACGAUGAGUGCCAACGAGAAGAAGAAUUUGCUGCAGCAGAUCUGCGGCGUCGUCUCCGAGCACACUAAGAAAUUAUGCACUAGAUCUACUCGCUGUCCGCAACACACAGAAGAACAACGACGCGCCCUUCGCAACAGUGUUCUAGAACCUUCCACUCCAGAGUCUCAGACUAUGGGUCUCACCGCUGAGGAGGCUGGGUCCCCUCCUGACUCCAGCCCUUCAUCAUCCUGUUCCUCGUCCAGCCGCAAGAGAGACCGCCACCGCGCCCAACCAAAAACUAAAAGCAAGAGAGAAAGGAAUAUAUCGCCUAACACAAGGGACUAAGGACUGAUUUCGCUUAUGAGGUAAGCUGGACGCGGUAGAAAAAUAGAUACUUAUAGCUUGCCCCCUAAUGGGGUGAUGUGACUAUAUAUGUGUUCGCUUUAUAGCAAUGAAGCUGUUCCAUUAAUUGUAUUCGAAAAAUUCCUUUGACCGAUGGCCAUAGACAAUGUUUUUUUUAUAUUUACAGAUCUAUGAUACUGUAUUCCUCUAAAGUUCUAGCAUUAAGUUAGAGACGACAAUAAUGACGAAGAUUUAUAUUUGAUUAUAUUGUAUAUUGUUCUGACUAUUUCUUUGGUUCAUAAAUGAUUUCUAUUUAUUUCAAUCAUACAUUCAAAAGUCAACCUAUUAACAUAUAUAUUUGAUAUAUUCACCAUUUUUAAACCAAAAUUAAGGGUAUCCUCCUACUUUGAGUAAUAUGGAGAGGCAUUGCACUGGUAUUAUGGAUAGGAGAAGAUAAAAUAUA
Messenger RNA from Spodoptera exigua (beet armyworm), 1560 nucleotides. Lineage: Eukaryota; Metazoa; Arthropoda; Insecta; Lepidoptera; Noctuidae. The record is from the annotation of a GenBank genome assembly.